AAAUGUUUCCUCUGGCAGCGGCCGUAAACUCAAGAGCCGUCGCUGCAGAGAUCACAGAGCUGUGUGCAACUCUCUGACCGAGGAGAACACACAUCUGACCUUUGAUCCCUGAUCCUGAUCCUGGUCCUGGUCCUGACCACAGCAGCAGCAGCAGACAAAGUUCUGGUUCUGGUUCUCCUGCAGAAACCAUGAAAGUCGCAUCUUUCAACAUUCAGAAGUUCGGAAGGAGCAAAGUGUCCGACCCCGAUGUUCUCAACAUACUGACCAAGAUCGUGUCUCGUUAUGACAUCAUCUUGGUUCUUGAAGUUGUCGACGUCAGUGGAGAAUCUGUAAAAACCUUUGUUGACGCUCUGAACAAAUACAACAACAAGCAUCACUACACUCUGACCAUCAGCAGUCGCUUGGGGCGAACGCGUUACAAGGAACAGUUCAUGUUCUUGUACAGGGACGACAUGGUCGAUCUCGUGGGCUCGUAUCAGUUUGACGAUGAGCUGACAGAGGGAGGGGACGUUUUCGCCCGAGACCCCUACAUUCUGCGAUUCAGAUGUCUCAACACAGUGCUGCAGGACCUUGUGCUGAUCCCCGUUCACACCAAACCAGAUGACUCGGAGAAGGAGCUGGAUGAGCUCUACGAUGUUUUCCUGCACAUUAAGAAAAAGUGGCACACUGAUAACGUCAUGAUCCUGGGCGACUUCAACGCCGACGGCUCGUAUGUCUCCAAGAGAGCGAUGAAGGACAUCCGGAUACGUAACGACAAGAACUUCCACUGGCUGAUCAGCGAUGAUGUUGACACCACGGCCAGCACCGGCAACAACCACACCUAUGACAGGAUCGUGGUUUAUGGAGAUGACGUUCUUCAGGCUGUCGUACCAAACUCUGCCAAACCUUUCAACUUCCAGAAGGCGUAUGGACUCACUGAGGAGCAGGCUCUGAAAGUGAGCGACCAUUAUCCUGUGGAAGUGGAGCUAAAAUCCGACGAAGACAAUGGUGUGAAAAAGCAGUGGCAGCCUCGGUCUGUGCCUCUCGGGCUCGUGACCCUGGACCAGGAUCUGCUGGACCUGAAGAGAGAAAACCUGCUCCUGGAGAGAGAGAAGCUCCAGCUGGAGAUUAUGAUCCUCCGGAAGAAAAUGGCCAGGAUGAACUGUGGAGAUUAAGUUUAACAUCGUUCGACACAACCACGCAGUACCUCAACAUUUCAGUUCCAGAAGCAGCCGAGCGUCAGCGCCGCGGCCCGGGCUCUGCGGACGCCCUGCAGCGCGUCGCCGAGUCACUGGAUGAACGCGAGAAAUGAACAUGACACAGAUUGUAUGUUUUCUUCAGACUGAACACAUUUCUCACAUAAAAGCUGUAAUAAAUGAUGACUCUUUUUACUGA
Messenger RNA from Solea solea (common sole), 1374 nucleotides. RefSeq names its product deoxyribonuclease 1 like 4, tandem duplicate 1 (gene dnase1l4.1). Lineage: Eukaryota; Metazoa; Chordata; Actinopteri; Pleuronectiformes; Soleidae. Gene Ontology annotation, cellular component: nucleus. The transcript is spliced from 10 exons. The record is from RefSeq and is a predicted model, not a curated record. Bases 189 to 1154 code for a protein of 321 amino acids. Gene Ontology annotation, biological process: DNA catabolic process. Gene Ontology annotation, molecular function: DNA nuclease activity.